AUGACGAAGCACCAGAGGGCAUCGGCGGAGCAGCUCGUGUCCCUCUCCCUCUCGCUCUCCCUCGGCGCCGUCGCCGACCGCAGCAACAAGAGGACGCGCCACGCAGCCGCCGCAGCCGCCGGUGGGGAGUUCAUGUGCAAGACGUGCAACAGGUCUUUCCCGACGUUCCAGACGCUCGGCGGCCACCGCACCAGCCACCUCCGUGGCCGCAACGGGCUCGCGCUCGCGCUCACCGGGACCACGCCGGUGCCAGAGCACAAGAAGGCCACGGACCAAAAGCAGCAGGCGCACCAGUGCCACGUCUGCGGGCAAGGGUUCGAGAUGGGGCAGGCGCUCGGGGGCCACAUGCGCCGGCACCGCGAGCAGGAGGCCGCCGCCACCGCGGUGGCGCAGGCGCCGCCCGUCCUGCUCGAGCUGUUCGUCUAG
Hordeum vulgare subsp. vulgare (domesticated barley) is the source of this 426-nucleotide messenger RNA. RefSeq names its product zinc finger protein ZAT8-like. NCBI's taxonomy places the organism in Eukaryota, Viridiplantae, Streptophyta, Magnoliopsida, Poales, Poaceae. The record is from RefSeq and is a predicted model, not a curated record. The transcript has a single exon. The coding region runs from base 1 to 426 and encodes 141 amino acids.